GUGUUUGACCAGCUGGUUAUAACCCAACAAUCAGCUGAUCUCAACAAUCAUAGUCAGUUAACCUCUGAGCUCCUUGAUAGAUUACAACUGUUUUGGUAAUGUAAAACAAAGUGUUUAGGACAAUUUUACCAGUAACUUAUUGUUUGGCUUUUAUUGUUAUUCUGUUGUGAGUUUGUGAAGGAUUUUUCUGCUUAGUAUGGGGCCACCAGAGGAUGUAGGCAUUUUAGCCAUUGAACUUGUAGUUCCAGCCCAAUGCAUCGAACAAUCAGAACUUGAGGUGUUUGAUGGAGUUUCCGCUGGCAAGUACACAGUAGGCCUGGGACAGACGAGGAUGGGAUUUUGUACUGACAGAGAGGAUAUCAACUCUCUUUGUCUGACGGCAGUCGCUCAGCUAGUGGAGAAGAAUAACCUGAGCUACAGAGACAUCGGCCGUCUAGAGGUCGGCACCGAGACAAUCAUAGAUAAAUCUAAGAGUGUGAAAACUGUGCUCAUGCAGCUGUUUAGGGAGAGUGGCAACUAUGACGUCGAAGGUAUUGAUACUACAAAUGCCUGCUACGGAGGGACAGCUGCUCUGUUCAAUGCUGUAGCCUGGGUUGAGUCUCGCAGCUGGGACGGAAGACUGGCUGUUGUUGUUGCGGCAGACAUUGCAGUCUACGCAGCGGGUAACGCUCGGCCCACUGGUGGUGCAGGAGCCGUGGCAAUGCUUGUGGGGCCCAAUGCUAGCCUCGCCUUCGAACCCGGUCUCCGAGCGACGUUCAUGGACCAUGUUUAUGACUUCUUCAAGCCAGACCUUGCCUCUGAAUACCCUACUGUUGAUGGGAAACUCUCCAUACAAUGCUACCUCACCGCUUUAGACCACUGCUACCAGCUCUACUGUCGGAAAGCUAAGAAACUCGCUGGGAUAGAGUCUGAAUCAAACGACUCUGUGGGAGUCAAGGCCCUUGACGCGAUGUUGUUUCACACUCCUUAUUGCAAACUGGUCCAAAAAUCUCUCGCUCGAUUGGUGCUCAACGAUUUUGUCAACACUCCAAAAGAGAAUAUACCCGAUCUUUACCCUGGAUUGGAGAAAUACACUGGGGUCCAAUUGGAAGACACCUAUUUUGACCGUGAAGUCGAAAAAGGGUUCAUGGAAUUUAGUAAGCAGAUGUUUGCAGAAAAGACAAAGCCGUCGUUGUAUGUGGCUAGUCAAGUGGGAAACAUGUACACACCUUCGGUGUAUGGAGGUCUCGUAUCCUACCUCAUUAACAAACCUCCAGCAGAAUUGGUGGGAAAAAGGAUUGGACUGUUUUCAUACGGAUCAGGGCUCGCUUCAUCCAUGUAUUCGUUAAAGAUUCGCAGCGAAGGUUUGAAAAAUGUCUUAGAUAAUUUGAGCCACAUCAAAACAAUGCUGGACAAUAGACGGGUCAUGUCCCCUAAGGACUUUUCGGACACGUUGGCUCUGCGGGAACAGAACGCUCACAAGUCUACAAUGACUCCUACCGGCUCUGUAGACGCACUGUUCCCCGGAACUUUCUAUCUCAAGGCAGUUACGGACUACCGCAGGAGCUAUGAUAGAGUACCAGUAUAACACACACCGGUCGGUGGUUUCCCCACUAUUGCCUUGUUUUUUACUUUUGUAGAAUCAUUAUGGCUGUAAUCUUUAAAAUAGUUUUUUUACACUAAACCAUAUUUCUGAUUAGACACAUCUCAUACAUUAUGUAAAACUCCUUUCAUCAGUUUAUAAUUAGUUAAGUGGUUUUCUUAUAAUAAUCACUAAUUCAUCAACAUGUAUUAUUGAAUCGUGUUUGUAAUGCUUGAAAUACUCUGAUGUAUUAUCAAUAUUUUUACAGUACAAAAGUUUAUAAAAACUUAGCCCUAACCAGCAGAAUUGAGAAAAUGUUUUGACAACAUUGUAAAAUGAUAGGCUGAUUUUUAAAUUUAUUAAUCUUAAUUAUCCAUAUGGCUGCCUAGUAAGAGAGAAUGCCACUGUUAAUCAAACAUAAAAUGUUUACUAUAUUAUAGUCAGGUUAUAAUUACAGAAUAUUAAAAGCUAAUUUACAACAUAAAAAAUAAACCAUCAGCAUGACACAACCCUGGGACCACCAUCAAACUAUCAACUUACUUAACAAUCCCGUGAUCAACUAUUGAGAGAUGCACUGAAUACUUAUCUUGAGGUUGUUCAAGAAUCAAUGGAAUUGAGAACUGGUUUAUAAAAUUGACCCGUCUUUUAAAAAUAGGCUGUGCUGCAAAUUUUCAAAACCGCUCAUUGUAAAAUCAACCUUGUUAGUCUAGGAAUCCUUAAUUUGACCAACAAGUUUUUUAACUGUAAUGAUAGGAUAAUAGUUAUCAAUCCCGUUUUAUGAAAAGUUGAACAUAGUAUUUACUAUUUAGCAUUAUAAUAAUCGACAAUAAAGUUUAGAAAUACCAUGGAAUGUAUACGUACAUUAGUCAAAACAGGAUUAGCAAAAGUAUUUCAAAUUAUAUUAAUCUUCCUCGAAGAAAAUAUAUGGUCUACUUAAAUUUAGGUACUGACUUCUUUGUUAAUUUAUAGAUUGAAAUGUUUAGUUCGCAAAUUUAAUUAUUGUUAAUUAUCUUGUUUAUUAUAGUUUUUUUUUCAAUAUAUAUUUAUCUCUAUGUUAUUUAUUGGGGUUGUAUCUUACUUUAGACUACCAGAUUGUUUUAUUUUCUACGUAAACAUUUUUAAAAGCAAACUCUUUACAUAUACAUCCAAAUGAUUUUUAAGUUAAAAAUUUGACUGUGCCUUUUGUGUGUUUUUGUUAUGUAACUUAAAUGAACCUAAACUGUGUUUAUCAUAUUGUGUGCUGAUAUAUUUUUAAAAUGUAGGUUAAGAAUUUAAUUAAUCUUUGCUUUUGAUUGUGAUUGAGUAAAGAUAAACUAAAUUAUAGAACAUUUAUAAGUAACACAUAAGAUAAUAGUAGAUAUAUUAAAUUUCAUAACUAGGGUAGAGUGACACUUUUCGACACAAGCUCAAUUUUAACAAUAGAGGCGAAGCUGAGGUUGGAAAAUGAGCGAGGGUUGCAAAGGCACUUUUUUCCCUUGUGAUGAACGAUAUUCUUUGUCAUACUGCACUAUUAUUUGACCAAAAUAAGUUACAAAACAAAAAAUACUUGUGAAGCUCCCAAAAUAACUUUUACGCCACACUACACAGUUUUAAUGAACUUCCCACGCAAGGAUUUAGUCCAGAAAACAGCUGUUUUCCGCCAGCUUUAUCAAAUGUGGUUUCAUUACGUACUACCAUUGUACUACUGUACUGUAAUGAGUUUUACAGGACACCAACCAGCUGAUUAUAUUUGGCAAUGUGUGGUUAUAAACAAAAACAUAAUCUCUCUUAGAGGUUUUGAGUAGUGAUUGUUAGUCCUUUAGUCGGUGGGAAUAUAUAAGGAUUAGUACAGAUUUGUUAGUGUUAAGUUAGUUUAAGAGUAAUAUGGUUGUAAAAUAUCGUACAUCACUCGUCCCAAGGACCCGUUAAAUAAUACCGCACUCGACUUUGUCUCGCACAGGAACGACUACACUCGUCCGGUAAACACCUAUUUUCUAGACUAGUAAUGUAAUAUACCAUUUAAAAUAUCUUGGGCUUUCAGUCCAAACUGGUUCCUUUUUUAGAUUCAAUGUAAACAAAUUUUAAUCCACUUGUAAACAAACAAUACUUUUGAUACAACGGAUUGCUUACAGUCAACAAGUGAGCAUGUAGCCGAAAUGCAUGUACCAAAAACAGCUGUUUUCAGUGCAGUAUGACAAAAAAUAGUACUUGGAAUAUCAUAUUAAUUUUUAAAAUUAAAAUCAUAAUAUAAUUACUAUGAUGUGUAAUUUUUUAAGUGAUUAAAUCGCAUGACAGUAUUUGUUUUCCAAAGAACUUUGGUAUGGAAUUAUUCAAGUUGUUUCUUAACUAGUAUAAUGAACUUUUUUGUCUAAACAACCAAAGCUAUUGUUAUUUAGUUUGUAAGUCCUUCACAUUAUUAUUUUGUUAAUGUAUUCUUAUUUUGUAACUCUUUGUCAGAUAAUCAACAUUAUUGGAUUUGAAAUAGAAAUUAAAUAUUUUGCCGUUAGAAAAUAGUUGUUUCAAACAGUUUAUCAAUAUAAAUCGUGUAACUGUUAAGUUUCACCCAAAUGAGUGAAGAGGCAGAUGUACUUUUUUAAGUUCUGCAACAAAGUUACAGGAUCUAUAAUGUAGUUUUGCUUAUAGUCAUCCAAUUGUGUAAACCUCGCUUUUAACAUUUAAGAACAAAAUAAAAUUUAAUUAACUGGUUAAAUUGCAAUAUGUAAUGUGGGUACUUUGGAUUAUAGUACAUUUUAUGAAAAUGUUGGUUUGACAACGAUAAACUGUUAUCACACAAUAUACAUAUUAUUCCUAAACAAUUACUUUUUCAACAUAAAAUAAUCACAACUGUGUAAUAUUUACCCUGGUACCAAAAUUAAAUCACUUUUGUACAGUGAAUGUUUAAAAUGUUGACUGCAUGAAUUUAAAAUAAUGUUAAAUUUUAGGGUGAUGGAAAAAUGUAAUAAUGGAAUGGCCGAUUAACUUUAGAUUAAGUUUUGUAUUGUUAGUUAAUGUAAGGUUACAAUCUCUUUACAUGAAAUAUAUAAUCUUUUUU
Macrosteles quadrilineatus (aster leafhopper) is the source of this 4592-nucleotide messenger RNA. RefSeq names its product hydroxymethylglutaryl-CoA synthase 1. The transcript has 4 exons. Bases 197 to 1567 code for a protein of 456 amino acids. NCBI's taxonomy places the organism in Eukaryota, Metazoa, Arthropoda, Insecta, Hemiptera, Cicadellidae. The record is from RefSeq and is a predicted model, not a curated record. Gene Ontology annotation, biological process: acetyl-CoA metabolic process. Gene Ontology annotation, molecular function: hydroxymethylglutaryl-CoA synthase activity.